This is a messenger RNA of Penicillium daleae, 231 nucleotides long. RefSeq lists its product as uncharacterized. Bases 1 to 231 code for a protein of 76 amino acids. The record is from RefSeq and is a predicted model, not a curated record. NCBI's taxonomy places the organism in Eukaryota, Fungi, Ascomycota, Eurotiomycetes, Eurotiales, Aspergillaceae. The transcript has a single exon.
AUGGCAACCCUUAGGACGCCCUUCAAUCAAAGUUGGGUUGAAAGUGCUCUGGAUAAACCAGAGUUCUUGCCCGAGGAUAGCAAGGUUAUUGAAGGGAUUGUUCCAGCUGAUCGAGGUGUCUCGUUCAAUCAGGCCUAUCAUCCUGAGAAGUCUCCCAAGUACCAACCAGUACCCCCGGAUUCAUACAAUACCUGGAGUGAGACUUGGAGUGCGACGGAUUUGUAUUGCUGA